This is a messenger RNA of Cylicostephanus goldi, 891 nucleotides long. Lineage: Eukaryota; Metazoa; Nematoda; Chromadorea; Rhabditida; Strongylidae. The record is from the annotation of a GenBank genome assembly.
AUGAAAAAUGAAGAGGGAAACGUGUGUGGAGCAGAAGUUAAAGACUUAGUAAGUCAGGGUAGAAGAAAUGUCGAGUCAGGAGUGCCUAUUCGCCAGAUCACUGGACAGAAAUGGCUCAUCAGAGCAAGAUGUGUGGUCAAUGCCACUGGACCUUCGACAGACCAGAUCCGACAAAUGGCUGAUCCCGAAGUGGACCCGAUUUGCGUGCCUAGUUCUGGAGCUCAUAUAAUUUUGCCGGGAUAUUUUUGUCCUGCAAAGACCGGUAUGCUUGAUCCGGACACUUCCGAUGGACGAGUGCUUUUUAUGCUUCCGUGGCAGGGUAUGACUCUCGCCGGAACAACCGACCAACAUGCAGACAUAACAUUAUCACCAGUGCCUACUUCUUCGGAAGUCGACUAUAUCCUAAAAGAAGCGAAAAAGUUCAUUACAAAAACAUUGCCCAUUCGCCGCCAAGAUGUCAGCAGUGUUUGGUCAGGUUUGCGUCCAUUAGUUCGAGAUCCAAACAAAAAAGAUACAAAAAGCUUGGCCAGAAAUCAUAUAAUUGAGGUCUCCAAUUCCGGAUUAGUGACAAUCGCUGGAGGGAAAUGGACAACUUAUAGACAUAUGGCAGAGGAGACCGUAGAUACAUGCGUAAAAGUGCAUCAUCUGAAGCCGAAUACCAAAUGCGUUACUGCUGGAUUAACACUAGAGGGCGGGCAUGAAUACGAUCCUCUACUUUACAUUCAUUUAAUGCAAGAUUACGGUCUCAGCAUGGAUAUAGCAUACCAUCUAGCGCAUACAUACGGUGACCAAGCCGUGGAGGUAACAAAGAUGUGUGAUGAAACGUCGAAUGGGCGUGUGACUACGAAGCGCCUUCAUCCAAACCAUCCCUUUUUGGAUGUUGAGGUAUGA